Messenger RNA from Brassica oleracea var. oleracea, 1021 nucleotides. RefSeq lists its product as uncharacterized. Gene Ontology annotation, molecular function: zinc ion binding. Lineage: Eukaryota; Viridiplantae; Streptophyta; Magnoliopsida; Brassicales; Brassicaceae. Bases 191 to 838 code for a protein of 215 amino acids. The transcript is spliced from 2 exons. The record is from RefSeq and is a predicted model, not a curated record.
UGCUCUUUUGUCCUAAGAGAAAAGAAUAAGCUUCUUCCUUUUCACUUUCUCCAACAUCUCUUCCCUCUGCAAGUACAUAAACCAAAAUAAACAAAAUUAGCUUUUCUGUAAUAAUUGUUUUCUAUUUUCUUUUGUUUUGUGUCCUUUCCUCGUAAAACCCAUGACCCUUUUGCUUUAAUCUUCAAGAAACAUGCCUUCUUUUGCUUUUGGAUCUCCACAUCACCAUUUGGCGACUCUUAGAGACUCGCCGUACUCAGUCGAAAUUAGCAUCGACGGCGAGUCCUCCGACUUGGAAUCCUUGUCUGAAGUCGAUUUAGAGAGCGGUGGUGUGACGCGUCCAGUGAAGAAGCUACAUUCUGGUGGCGGUAAGAAGAGAAGGGCGAGGAGGAGAAAGAAAAAGAAGAAGAGGAAAGAAGGUAUAGAUUGCAGGAUCUGUCAUCUGCCUUUGGAGACUAACAAAGAAGAUGAAGAAGAAGAUAGUUCUGAUGAACAAGAAGAAGAAGAUGAUGUUGAAGAAGAGUAUUAUGGUUUGCCUUUGCAAUUGGGUUGCUUUUGUAAAGGUGAUUUGGGUGUAGCUCACAGUAAGUGUGCUGAAACUUGGUUCAAGAUUAAAGGAAACAUGACAUGUGAGAUAUGCGGUGCAAUGGCUAUAAACGUUGCUGGCGAACAGUCAAACCAAGAGAGCAAUGCCUCUGCCCAUUCACAAACAACUGCAGGACAAACUCAGACAGAGACACGGGGAACCUGGCAUGGUCGCCGUGUUAUGAACUUCUUACUUGCCGUUAUGAUCUUUGCCUUCAUUGUCUCUUGGCUUUUCCAUUUCAAAGUCCUGAAAUGAAACAAUUUCCUUCUCGCUCUCUCUUCUUCCCCUGUUCUUGAGCUGUUUGCUUUCGCUAAAUCGAUCCCUCCUGUCGCUUGAUUGUUCACACGUUUUGUAGCUGUAAAAACUUGGUAGUAGGUUUUUAGAUUGUUGUGACUUGUGAGCCUUACAUCUUGUAUAAUAUUCAUCUCUACUCCGGCU